Messenger RNA from Gasterosteus aculeatus aculeatus (three-spined stickleback), 6829 nucleotides. The record is from RefSeq and is a predicted model, not a curated record. Lineage: Eukaryota; Metazoa; Chordata; Actinopteri; Perciformes; Gasterosteidae.
CACAAAACUUCUUUUUUGUUGUUGUAAAAGUGGCCGCAGAAGCAGCAGAAGCAGCAGUAGAAAGUUGACCACUUUCCCUUUUUCACAGCCGACUAUCCGUCUCUUCAGAGCUUCAUCGCUGAUGGGCGCGGCUGGGGGACCUUUGCCCAAAUCUCUCUGUUCUAACUCGCCUGGGAAAGUUUCGCGAAGAAAAAAAAAAAAAAAAAACCCGCACAAAAGAACCGAAGGCUUAAAGACCGUCCCACCGCGGCGCGUCCGCUUCACAUAAACGCGCUCUCCCUCCGCUGCACCCGAACGCUCCGUCCGUCCCGGCAGGAAUCGGGCUUUGAUUGUUUGUUUGUUCGAGCUGGCUGAAGAUAAAAUGGGAUGGACGAGUUAACGAGACAGAUGGACUUCUCAGGAGGCCUGUCAGAGGAAAAGGUCGUGCGAGAAACGGUAACCUCCACGUCCAGGCUGACUUCUCUACCACCAAAGGGAACCAGUGGAUCAAAUCACAGGAACAUGUCCAGCGGUGCCGGGGGGUUGGGCUUGGAGAAGAAUGUCUUAACCCAAAACAGCAGUGGAACUUAUUUCACUUCAUCGACUGUAGGUGUGAACACCAACAGCUACGGCUCCUCUUCAGGAGUCUACCUGGGAGGAGACUCCUCGGGAGGUGAUGGAGGGGGGAUCUUCAUAGACGGAGAGGGGUACGGAAGCGCAGGAGGAGGAAGAGGCGGAGGAGGUGGCGGAGGAGGUGGAGGAGGAGGCAGUUAUCUCGUCAGCUCGGUGUCAAAGGUCAGGUCCAGCUCGUCGGGUGGUGCCAGGAGAGCGCAGACCGCUGCCUCGUCAGGAGGCCUGUCGCCAGCUUCCCGGGAGAGGAAGAGCGUAUCCGGCCGCUCGGGAGGUUACGACGGAAGUUCCAGCGGCAAUUCCUCCCCAGAGUUCACCCGUAAAGAUUAUGGAAUCUAUUGCUCCAGUGGCACAAGAGGGAGGAGCGAAAGCAGAGAGAGCGAGAUCAGAGCCAGAUUACAAAGUGCCUCUCCCAGUGCCAGCAGAUGGACUGAGUUGGAUGACGUGAAGAAGCUGCUGAAGGGACGCUCCUGCAGCGUCAGCCCCACCCGCUCCUCCAGCGCCUCCGUCACCCUCCCUGUCCCUAAAAAGGCCAGCGUGGAAACCAAGACCAUCUCUGUGGCCUCUCAGUCGGGUUUGACCUCGUUUGGCUCUGGUGUGAGAUCAGCCGGGUUCCAGACCAUCGAUACAUCAGGCUUUUUUGAUACUGGUCUGACAUCUGAGCAGUUUGAUUCUGGUGUAAAACCAGGCCACUAUGAUGUCACCCUGAAAUCUGGGCAACAUGAUACUGGCGUUAAAUCGGGCCACUAUGGUGUUGGUCUGAAAUCAGGCCAGUAUGACACUGGUGUGAAGUCAGGACAAUAUGACACAAGUUUAAAAUCAGGGCAGUAUGACACCACUGUGAGAUCAGCCCAGUAUGAUACUGGUGUGAGAUCAGCCCAGUAUGAUACUGGUGUAAGAUCAGCCCAGUAUGAUACUGGUGUAAGAUCAGCCCUGUAUGAUACAAGUGUAAGAUCAGCCCAGUAUGAUACUGGUGUAAGAUCAGCCCAGUAUGAUACUGGUGUAAGAUCAGCCCAGUAUGAUACUGGUGUAAGAUCAGCCCAGUAUGAUACUGGUGUGAGAUCAGUCCAGUAUGACACCAGUGUGAGAUCAGGUCAGUAUGACACGCUGGACGCUACACUUCCCACUUUCUCUUGGUCCACCACGACUCUGCCAUCCGCCUCCACCACAGUGAUUGCCGGCAACACCAGCAGCAGCUACGCGUACCAAGGAGGCACCAACAACAUGGCCGGCGGGACGUCCCCGGUCGGCCUGACGUCUCCAUCGUCCCUGUCAGUUUACGGCUUCCAGAAUAAUCUGGCUUCCACUUCUCCCAGUGUGCUCACCACUAGUGGAGGCAACGUACAUGCCACCGUUGGAGGUUAUGGCGUUCAGAAGAACUUGUCAAAUGGCGGCGGUGGUGUGGUCAGCUCUGGCGUCUCUACAACCACCAGAUCCCAAGCUGAUGAUUCGUAUAAGAAAGACUACAAGUUCCUGGUCUCUGACAAGGAGAACGCUCCAGUCAAGAGGGAUGCAGAGAUGCUCAUUUUGGCUAAAGACAGCGGGAAGCAUUUCACCAGCAGCAGCGUUCAGAUGGGAGGAGGGUCGAUAUCAGGAGAUUCAAUGAUGAAAGAGAAGCUUAUUUCAAGCUACAGUGAGACAAUGCCACUGAAGACAGAGAAAGGCAACUCCUACUAUGGUUCAUCUGGAGUUGUAAUGAAAGACAAAGCCACCUAUGCAGAGAUUCACAAGGAGAACGGCAUCUUCGGAGGGGGAGGACUGUGCUGCUGCUCCGACGCCUGUUGCUCUUGGUGGAAAUGGCUGCUGGGUCUCCUCCUCCUCUCCCUGCUCCUGCUGGGGCUCCUGUUUGGGCUCAUUGCACUGGCUGAAGACGUGAGAUCGCUGAAGAAUCGAGUGUCUACGCUGGAGGCCGAGUCCUCGGUGGCUGCCGCUCGUACAAGCCGGUUCUCCGCUUCCUCCAAUGACAUCAACACCUUCGGGGCAGCCGGAGCCGGAGGUGCCGCGCACUCUGACAACGUGCUGCACGUCAACGCUGGAGGUGGAGGCUCAACCUCCAAAACUCGAAUCGGCAUUGCAGCGGGGCUGCUGCUCGUCUGCGAAUCGGCGUCGACGUCAUCGUCGGAGCCGGUUCCGCUGGCAACGGUUGGGGCCGCGGGGUCACUCGGGAGCGGUGCUGCAGGCGGCGGUGCUGCAGGCGGCGGUACCAGCUUUAGUGGCAGUUCAGGCAGCAGUGGCAGUACUGGUACCAGUUCCAGCAGAAGUUCUGGCAGUUUCGCCAGUUCUAGCAGUUCUAACAGUUUUGGCAGUUCUGGCAGUUCUGGCAGUUCUGGCAGUUCUGGCGGUGCUGGCGGUGCUGCCAGUGCUGGCGGCACCAGCUUCAGUGCCACUGAUCUGGGGACGGGAGUAAGCAGAGGACAAAUAGACGCUGCCGCUCUUCAGAUGACAAUCCAGCAGAUGUUGAGAAGUGAAAUGAAUUCACAGUCAUACAGAGCUUUUAUAGCGUCAUCGGUGCAGGGAGAGCGAGGACUGCCUGGACCUAAAGGGGACUCUGGAUUUAAAGGAGAUUCUGGUUUCCCCGGACUUCCAGGUGCUCCGGGUGCAACUGGACGUGCCGGCCCUGAAGGUCCAAAAGGACAGAAAGGAAGCCAAGGUGAUCACGGACUGGACGGCGCACCGGGCGUCAGGGGUCGCGAGGGUCCUGCUGGCUCCAGAGGUGAACCAGGACCUUCAGGCUUUGGAUCGAAAGGUGAAAGAGGAGCCCCCGGGGAUCCUGGGCCCGUCGGCCCGACUGGACAAAAAGGUGUUCCUGGAGUUCAUGGUCUUUCUGGAGCACCAGGUAUCCAGGGCUUCCGUGGCGAGGCAGGGGAACCUGGACCUAAAGGUGACAGAGGCCCUGCCGGACUUCAAGGACUUAAAGGUGAAACCGGUGACACAGGUCUCCGCGGUGUCAAAGGUGAUUCUGGGCAGCACGGGGCGGCAGGAGAGAGAGGACCCAAAGGGUCCAUCGGGGACACUGGACCUGCUGGGCCACCCGGACUCAGAGGUCCUACUGGGCCUCCUGGAGAUGCAUCACUUCUAGGAGUCUCUGGGUUCCAAGGACCACCAGGGAUACCGGGGAGUCCAGGAAGACCGGGCCCUAAAGGGGAAACAGGUGAACCAGGAAGGGUCAUCAAUGCAGCUGGCUCCACGUCUUUCGGCAUUCCGGGACCACCGGGGCCUGCUGGCCCUCCCGGUCCCGCGGGUCCUCAAGGAUUAUCAGGUCCCGUUGGCCCCGCUGGUCCGCGCGGCCUAACUGGGGUUAAAGGUGACAGGGGAUCCAGAGGAGAGCAGGGAGAACAAGCAAUAAGUGUGAGAACAAGUGAAAGCUCAAGGCAGUUCAGUGCCAGUGGAGGUUCAGGACAACCCGGCCCACCCGGCCCACCGGGUCAACCUGGACGUCCAGGGGAUUCGAGACAAGGACCCCCAGGACCACCUGGGCCUCCAGGUCCUACAGGAUAUGGAAGACCUGGACCUAAAGGAGACAAAGGAGAUGCAGGCUUUGCAUCCAGUGGAAAUCUAUAUACUGGACAACCGGGACCACCCGGACCCCCUGGACCUUAUGGGCCCAAAGGAUCAACAGGAAGUCCUGGACCAAGAGGUUACCAAGGUGAACCAGGCCAACCAGGUGUGCCCGGUACCCCUGGAAGCUCUGAGAGAGUGUCGACUUACAGCGCAGGAAACGGGAUCCCUGGACCACCGGGUCCACCGGGACGUCCUGGACUUCCUGGGCCACAAGGAAUUAAAGGGGACACAGGAGCUCCUGGCUUUUCUGGCUCUUCAAGAGGCUCCAUCUCAGUCACCUCAGGGCCUCCCGGCCCGGCAGGUCCUCCGGGUCCUCCUGGCCCCACGGGCUCCUUUUCAACUUCUAGUGAGAUGCGUCUGUACAUCAGUGACUAUCUAAGUAGAAGCAGACAGUCUAGUAUCCCCGGACCUCCAGGUCCACCUGGACUUCCAGGAACCCCAGGAACCCCAGGAACCUUCUCAGGCUCUAUCGAUGACAUCGCCACUCGUGUCAUUGCAUAUCUACAACGUUCUGGCUCAGGCUCCAGCAUUGGUCGUCAGGGUCUUCCAGGACCACCUGGUCCACCUGGACCCGGCUCUGGGUCCCUGACGGUCAGCGGUCUCAUUAUGAUGCUUCAGAGAGACGAUGUGAGGAGAUAUCUAUCCGGACCACCAGGGCCACAAGGACCACCGGGACCACCCGGCCAAUCAGGUGGCAUUUCAAGCAGUUACAAUAUCGAGGAGAUAGCCACAUACGUCUUUAAUACGAUGAGAGAAAGAGGGAUUGCAAGAGGUCCGCCCGGACCGCCCGGUCCUGCUGGGCCUGCUGGUGCCGGGGGCUCUGGCUUCACUACCGCUACGAUUGACUAUACCGCACUGAUGAGAAAUUCAGACUUCCGCUCUUGGAUUAAUUCGGCGGUACAACACGGCCCUCCUGGUUCGCCUGGUGUCCCGGGGCAACCUGGCCCCCCUGGUCCUCAGGGGCCAGCAGGAGUCUCCACUUCCACUGUGAUUGGGUCGGGAGGUCGUGGCUACAGUUUGGAGGAAAUUCAGCGUUACCUGCAGAGUUCUGGUUUCCGAGGUAUUGCCGGCCCUCCUGGUCCUCAGGGUCCACAGGGACCUCAGGGUCCACCAGGCAGUUACAGUGGACUGAUUUCCUAUGAUGGAAAUCGGGAGCGUCUUCGCGCCGAAGUUCAAGAGUACCUGACCAGUGACGUUGUCCGUCGUUCCAUCAUUGGACCCCCGGGUUCUCCAGGGCCGAGGGGUCAGAAGGGAGAACAAGGAGAGCCGGGCUACACCCAGGGCUACGCCCAGAGCCAGAGCUACGCCGCGAGUGACCCUAGAUACGGCUCUGAGCGCCGCAGUGCCGACAUCAGCAGGCUCGCUGAGAACCUGGAUUACUCCAGCGUCGCCAUAAAAGUCACAGACUACAUCAAGAAUCAAGGCCUGCUGCAGGAGUAUCUGGUUGAGGGCCCUUUGAGGGCGAAUGUGAGAGCAAUCCAAGGCCCUCCCGGUCCACCUGGCCCCGCCGGACCUCCCGGUCAGAGCCGCGUCAUCGGUUCCUAUGGCAACGUCACGGCUGACCUCAUGGCGUUCUUCAGAACGUACGGCACCAUCUCCGGACCUCCAGGGGGCCCUGGACCAAAGGGUGACAGAGGGUACCCGGGACCCAGAGGAGAAAAGGGUGACCCCGGGCACCCAGGUUUGGCGGGACUACCGGGGGCCUACACUGUCCAAAUUCCACACCGGGUGCAGAAAAGGGAUGCAGGUGGUAAAGUCGUUGGUCGUCGCCACCGUCGUCACGCCAACGGUGGCUAAGCAUACUGCUGGAUCAAGUCAGAUUCAUUUUUAGUCAACUUUUUUUAACGUGUUUUAACUGUAGCAACGCAAGUAGUUGAAUAGCUUCUAAUUGUUGCCAGCUGUAGAAAAAUCACCUGAUAAUUUAAUAAAAUAAAGGGGGUUAAAAUGUAAUUUGUUUAAAGGGCUAGACUAGAGGCAUGGAUUAAGCUGCUGGCCGGUGUCGUCACACAGACUUGAUUAUUUUAGACGGGUGUAUAAUGUUUACUUUUCUAAUCAAGCUUGCAAUCCAACUUCCUUUGCAGGUGCACCUUUGUUUAAGAGGGUAUCUAUCAUUAAGCAAUACAUAGUAGUGGUAGUUUAAGUAUUUUAAUUGCACUUUGCCUCUUUUCGCAACACUCAUGUAAAUUGAGUUACUGGUGUACGUUUGUUUUUUUAUGUGUGUUAAAUGGUAAAUCAAGGAAACCCUUCAACAUUUCAUGAAAUACUUAAAUAUUGGCAGAUUAUCCAUAUAAAUCUAGCCAUUUUUUAUCUAUUCACCCUGAAUAAAUUAUAAAACAAAAAAUUAGUAAAUACAUAAAGGAAUGCAUCAUUACCAUAAUCAUUUGUGCAGCAAGCGGACUUUGCUACAGUAAAUAUUGCUGUAGUGAAGACUAAUGAUUUACUUUAGUUUGUUGGUAAAAUAAAUACAAUUGUUUGCAUCGUUGAAAAAGAUCGGACUGUAUAUUUUUGUAUGAGAACGCACUGAAAUUGAUAUAUUUUCUUUAAACCAGUAAGUGUUGAAAAGAUUCAAUCAUAAAAUGUUCCCAUGUCAUGUUUAUCGUAAUUCACUAAUUAAUUCAUCUGAUCAAUAUAUUUGAAGAAAAAUAAAUCUAUUUUUGGA